CUUCCUCUUAAUCAUCUCCCAGCUUACAGUGCUUCAGUCUCUGUGGUCGAGUAUACCUCUUGUUUCCGUUUCGAUUCCGCCUGCUCCCUAUGCGCUGGUUCCUCUCGAAAGCCCCCGCGGAUCCUGUGCAGCCCUCGGAGGAGCCGCAGCCUUCGGUGCUCUCCAAGCUGCCCACAACUAUAUCCGAUUCAAACCCCUCAGAGGCCUUGAAACACUUUGAACGCCCUGGGGUACAACCGCCCUCCUCCAGAGUCGGAGACCCCAGGCUCAAGCAGGGUCAACGAGAACCGAUGAGGCUAUGGCACUGGUGGAAGUUCGGAGCGUUCGCGGCAGUCAAAGCCACGACACUCGCCGCGGACGCGCUUUCGCAUCACUUGUGGGGCCCGCCGCGGAAGUCAUGGGGGAUCGAGAUGACCCUGCUUUCGAGCAUGAUGCGCGGAGUCAGUCGUUACUCCCACCUGACCGAUAUUGACACUAUUCGUAUGCUUAUGAGCAUCGGUGGCUUGGUACCCGUACCAUCCGAUGCUCUCGUAACGCCGGUCACGUUCUCCGUUAGGAAACGCGGGUUACGGGGUAUCCUGGAGGACUUUGACGCAGCCGAAGACGGCACGCGGGAACUAUGUGCCGAGUGGGUUGUCGGCAAGAAGACAUGGCACAGACUACAAGCGGAGUGGAAAGCUCGGAAGGAAGGCAAGUUCGGUGAGAAGCCGAAGCGGAAAGAACGCGUGGUGCUAUACCUCCAUGGCGGAGCAUAUUAUAUGUUUAGUGCGGCGACGCAUAGGUUGAUCACACUUCCCCUUGCCAAGUACCUGGACGCACGAUUAUUCGUUGUGAAUUACCGACUUGCACCCGAAACCCGCUUCCCAGGUCCCCUCCAUGAUGCUGUUUCCGCAUACUUUAGACUUGUGGACGACCUCCAUGUUCCCCCAGAGAACAUCGUCGUCGCCGGGGAUAGUGCUGGAGGUGGUCUCACGCUCGCACUUUUGAUGUACCUGCGCGACAACGAUUACCCUUUACCUGCCGGUGCCAUCUUGAUGUCACCAUGGGUCGAUCUUACCAUGAGUUGCGAGUCCUGGGAAAGUAAUGCUCAGUACGACAUUGUUCCCAUGCCCCAACCCGGCGACCAUCUAAACCCGAUAGCCUGCUACCUCGGCGAGCACAUGGAGAAAUACCUGACACAUCCCUACGCCAGCCCAUUGUUCGGAGACUUCAAGGGACUGCCGCCAUUACUUAUUCAAGCCGGCGAAGUCGAGGUGCUUCGGGACGAGAUCACGCUCCUUGCGCACAAGGCCACUCUAGCAGGCGUCGAAGUACGACAUGAGCUCUACGAAGAUAUGGUCCACGUAUUCCAAUCACUCCCCUUCCUGGAUGCCGCUAAACACGCAUUUAUAUCCUGCCAUGACUUCGUGUGGUCCUUUCUCCCGCAAUACCAGAGUCGCACACCGCAGUCCCUCGACACGUCAGCUGAGAAGGGUCUCGAGGACGAGAUCGACAACGACGCGGCACGCGUAGUCCGCGGAGACGGCACUGAAACCGGCGCAGGUCGCGAAGCAAUCUCCCAGUCUCCGAAGAGCAAACGUGACAGCGGCAGCUACCGCCGGAAACGCCGUUCCGUCUCCCCAACGCCCACCCUUCAAGGCGAUGACCCGAGCUGGGAUUCCAAGUACGUAUCCUCUAGCAGCGAGGACGAAGGAGACUUGUUCGAAGGCGGCGCUCUGCGUCCAUCACGAUCCUAUACACCCCCUCCCCACAGCCCCGCCGCCCGUCCAUCGCUUCUUCCGAAACGACCCUCCCUCGCCCGCCUGCGCUCGACAUUCUCCGCCAUCGCAGACGCCGCGACCGUCUCCGCGUCCGACUCCAUCCACGUCGACCCCGUGCACGCGCACGGUCCCGCCUCCGCGGACGACGUCGCGCCGCCCCCGCGCCGGCGCACACGCAUGUCGUCGCUGAGCAUGACGUCUUCGGUGGACGCGCCGCCGGAGCCUGCGAUCCGCCGCUCGCAGUAUAGCCAUCCGGACAUCAGCUCGCUGUGCCAGCAGUGGCACUCGUUGGGCCCGGCGAACCAUACGACGACGUACAAGCCGGAGAGCCCGGUGUCGUCGCCGCAGGCGACCGUGGCGCGAAGGCAUUCAAGGACGUUGUCUCUGUCUGCGUUCUCUGCCAAGCGUAGCUAGUCGCUGUCUUUGUUGUCGCUUCCUUUCGAGCAUGCAUUUGGAACGGGUUUGAUGUUGUCGUGUACCAUCAUCUGUAGGCAUAUAAACCGCAGUCUGCAUGCGCACACGGUCUGUUUCACUCCCCAAGGACUGAGAGUGUCAUGGACCAUCACACUUGCGUGGCCGCUUGGGCUGAUUACAUACCACAUCGCUCCGGACCUCGUAUUCAGUAGUCUGUGCCGUUCAUAGAGUAGGACGUUCACUAAUGUUCCCAAUCCAUGUGUAUAGUACGUAGUCUGUUCCGCAUGUUUCCUCCGAUGGACAGAGUAGCACACUCCAAUAUAUAGAUCUCCUCCAUAACUCCAAUCCCGGACCCUCGCCCUCACGACGAGCGCGAACUCCGGCUACGCCUCUGAUCCAGGAGCAUCCCGCGGUACAACUCGAGCUCCUCGAUGAUGUUCGUGAGCGCGUUCACCUCCCAGUUCCCGUACACAAACCCAAUAUACAACAUCGUCGUCGCGAGCCACGCGAGCGCGACCGUCAUGACGAGGAAGAUCGGGUUGAUCCACGAGCGCGGGAACCACGCCGACCCGACGAUGAUCGCGAGCAGCAGCGCGAUGCACACCGCGAACACGGUGAGCUGCGUGCGCGCCUGCGACUGCGCGAAGCGGUAGCGCGCCAUGAGCGAGGAGAGCGUGAGCGUGAUCGACUCCGGGGAGAGGUCCUUCGCGCACGUGGGGUGCUGGGUGCUGGACACGGAGGACAGCGCCACCGAGGGGGACUGUGGGGGGCCGGCUGUAUCGACACCCUCGAUCGCGAAUGUGGCCUCGAGCCCGAAGUGGUCCGAGAACGAGAAGCUGCAUCCGGGGACGCGUUCGGUGAGCACGACGCGCGUGUCGAUUGGUCGGAGGACAGGCGCGCCGGGGUUGGAUGGUUGGCGGAAGAAGACGUAGUCGAGGCGUUUGCCCUGGAACUUGCGCGCGAGAGGUUCUAGCGGCUUUCCGGCCGAGUACGAGUUCAGUGGGGAGUCUGCGGUGACGCCAUGGGUGCGUAUUGCGUGCUCUGGGGACGGUGGGCUCGCAGCGGUCGGUUCUGGCGUGUUGGGGUGCGUGACAGUCCAGGCGUCGGUGAGGCCGGCGUGAUCACGAAUGAUGGUCAUGGGCAGCGAGUUUGGUACGCUGUUGAAAUCUCCGGAGGCGAUGACAUAGCGCCCCAGUUCGGCGGACUGUCUUGCCAGCUUUGCGAACUCCCAGGCGUUCACCAAACGGUGGGCCUUGUGAUACUCUGCGCCUUCGUCUCCACCCUUGGCAAAGAGAUGCGUGUUGUAGACCUGUACAUGUCCAAGAAUAGGAUGGGCGAAUAGGAUACUGGCUGCGGCCUUGCCCACAAACCAGUCCCCGGCGGCAACAUCGACAGGCGAGCCAUUCAAAGAGUAGGGGUGUAUAGUGGCGGCAAUGAUGGGGAACCGAGAGAAUAUGACCAAGCCGGCUCCCAGCGCCCCGCUGUAGAAGAACUUGGAGUGUGGUAGACGCUUUGAGACAGCAUCUCGGACGUAUUCAUAGUCUGCAAACACCCAAAGCUCUUGCAGCGUGAUGACAUCGUGGUCGGAGGCGGCUAGCGCGGCUGCUAUGGCGGUAACGCGCUCCUUUCUGUGUUUUGAAACAUACUUCAGACCCCAGCAGUUGAGGGUAAGCAGUCGUAGACGGGAUUCGGACAUGGUCGUCG
Trametes versicolor FP-101664 SS1 is the source of this 3878-nucleotide messenger RNA. RefSeq lists its product as uncharacterized. The transcript has 10 exons. The record is from RefSeq and is a predicted model, not a curated record. Gene Ontology annotation, molecular function: hydrolase activity. NCBI's taxonomy places the organism in Eukaryota, Fungi, Basidiomycota, Agaricomycetes, Polyporales, Polyporaceae. Bases 90 to 2174 code for a protein of 694 amino acids.